Molecule: messenger RNA, 1477 nt
Organism: Aspergillus japonicus CBS 114.51
Lineage: Eukaryota; Fungi; Ascomycota; Eurotiomycetes; Eurotiales; Aspergillaceae
Product: ubiquitin-specific protease OTU1
Exons: 1
Coding region: 226-1224 (332 amino acids)
Biological process (GO): protein deubiquitination; endoplasmic reticulum unfolded protein response
Cellular component (GO): cytosol; nucleus
Molecular function (GO): cysteine-type deubiquitinase activity
Source: RefSeq, a predicted model, not a curated record
ACCUGACCUACCUCAACCUACCUAUAUAAAUGCUUAUCCAUAAAACUCAUAGCAACAUCUGAGCAACUCAGACUAGUGCUACAAGGCUAUUAUGCUCAGCUAGCGGUCAAAUGCCAUCUAAAUAUACACAUACUGAUGCACACACCCGCACGCACUCACUCACUCACAAAAAUCUAUUACCCGUCAGAUCGAGGACUUAUUCUUCUGUCGUCGCUUUGAGUCACAAUGAGAAUCCGCAUACGCGGUCCGACGGGACAGUCGACCGUCUCUCUAGAUGACGAUGCAACUGUCGAUGUACUUCGCAGACAAAUCACAGAGUCAACCGGACUAUCAGAUUACGACGUGAAGUAUGGGUAUCCACAAAUCAAGCCUCUCUCAUUAGAGGGCUUCCCCCCUAACCAGAAACUAUCCGACUUGGGGAUGACUCUGAAUGGGGAACAAUUAAUUGUCACGAGGAAAGAAGGCAGCUUCCCCUCUGACACGAGCCGCGACCAACACAAGACUGCUACUGAUCGGCAACAGCCGUUCAACGGGCUGCUCAGUGAGAAGGCUUUGAAUGAGGGCUCCGAUGACCCGCCGGAGAUUCCAUCACCAGAACAUCAUGGUACCUUCGUCCUCCGGAUCAUGCCUGACGAUAACUCAUGCCUAUUCCGCGCCAUCAGUAGCGCGACCAUGGGUGGGGUGGAUGUGAUGACUGAGCUACGAUCUGUUGUUGCCCAGACUAUACAGGCAAACCCGGACCUAUAUACCGAGGCGGUGUUGGAAAAAAAGCCGGAUGACUACUGUCAAUGGAUCCAGAAUGAGGGCUCCUGGGGCGGGGGAAUCGAGCUCAGCAUAUUGAGUAAACAUUUUGACAUCGAGAUCUGCUCGAUUGAUGUGCAAACCCUGCGGGUCGAUUCAUUCAAUGAGGGUCCCUCAAUGCGGUGCAUCGUGGUCUAUUCGGGGAUUCACUACGAUACUAUUGCCCUGUCGCCUUCAAGUCCGCCGUAUACCCAUGCAGAUGUCCCCGCAGAAUUUGAUACCAAAGUUUUUGACGCCAACGACCCUCUGGUCUUGGAAAAAUCCCUGGCGUUGUGUAAGGUUCUGCAAGAGCGGCAUUAUUACACAAAUACUGCCGGAUUUCGUCUGCGCUGCAAUACGUGUGGUAGGACUUUCGUGGGCGAAAGAGGCGCUACACAGCAUGCAGAACAGACUGGGCAUGUCGAUUUCGGAGAGGCUAAUUGAAAGCGACGAGAAUCCUCGCCGAGUAUCGACUUACGUAUGCUUCGCAGAAACUUAAGACUUGAAGCAGCUUAGCACCUAUUGCCACGAUCAACCAUUACUCGUCACUUAUGGCCAAGUAGACACCCUGCCACCCUGAAUGUCGUUUGCUUCAGACCUCGAACUCUCGUAAGCGUUAGCUGGAGUUAGUGGUCACGAGUCUUGGGGUUGUUUGCGGCUUUAUUAUACGUUAUACCCUCGAGUUGCUCAUUCUGAU